Messenger RNA from Epithele typhae, 693 nucleotides. RefSeq lists its product as uncharacterized. The transcript has 4 exons. Gene Ontology annotation, molecular function: protein serine/threonine kinase activity; ATP binding. Lineage: Eukaryota; Fungi; Basidiomycota; Agaricomycetes; Polyporales; Epitheliaceae. Bases 1 to 693 code for a protein of 230 amino acids. Gene Ontology annotation, biological process: autophagy; protein autophosphorylation; peptidyl-serine phosphorylation. Gene Ontology annotation, cellular component: autophagosome; cytoplasm. The record is from RefSeq and is a predicted model, not a curated record.
AUGCCAUCCAACGCAACGGACCGCAUCCCUAGUCUGACGGGGAAGAUCAUCGGCGAUGGUCACCGGCUCCUUGAGCUCAUCGGUUCCGGAGCUGGUGGAGUCGUCUACAAAGCCAUCCACCCCCAACCUCCCUCUCUUCCAAGCCGAUCUUCCGCGCCGUCAAGCAUCGCGCACCGCGACCUCAAGCCGCAGAACAUCCUCGGCACCGGGACCUACAUGAUCCCUGAGGCCACGGGGAGAUUCAACGGGUGGGCCCCGUAUCGCCCCCGGACGAGCGACGUCCGUGCGCCCGGCAUCAUUCUCAUCAACACGCUUACCGGCCAGAACCCGUGGACGCGUGCGCGAAACGACGACCCGGACUUCAAGGCAUACGUCUAUGACCCGGAGUCCUUCAUGGAGUCCCUCCCGAUCUCUCGCUACAUCGCCGGCCUUCUCCGCCACACGCUCGCCGUCGACCCGAGGUAUCGCCUCUCGCUCGCGAACCUCCGCCGCGCGAUCGCCGACGCGCCCACGCUCUUGAAACAGCGUGCUGCUCCCGCGAGCUCGUCCCGGAAGGAGGAGUUGGUGCCGGUCCCCGACCGACAAGCGCAUCGUUCGACGCCGUCGCCCUCCAUCAGCCUGGGUCACGUCUCCGACAUCGGCCGCCAUAUCUCGCAUCUCCGCGCGCGCGAGCGCCCGCGCCGCGGGUCAUAG